Molecule: messenger RNA, 1241 nt
Organism: Phragmites australis (common reed)
Lineage: Eukaryota; Viridiplantae; Streptophyta; Magnoliopsida; Poales; Poaceae
Product: outer envelope pore protein 37, chloroplastic-like
Exons: 6
Coding region: 59-1078 (339 amino acids)
Biological process (GO): monoatomic cation transport
Cellular component (GO): chloroplast outer membrane
Molecular function (GO): monoatomic ion channel activity
Source: RefSeq, a predicted model, not a curated record
CACCACGUGUCCUCCUCCCCUCGCCACCCCACAUCUCUUACCCACCUCGUCGCAUCGCAUGGCGGCGCCCGCCCUCUUCCCUCCCCCUCACAUGGACGAAGACGGCGCCGCCCCGCCCGCCCCCGCGAGCCAGUCCCCGCCCCCGACGGAGGCGGAGGCCCCCAGGGGCGGCGGGCUCCUGCGCCGGCGGCCGCCCGUCCGCGUGACCUCGGAGUUCGACAGCGAGCGGCGGCUCUUUUCGCACAGCCUCUCCUGCCGCGUCCUCGACGGAAUCGCCAAGCUCCGCCUCCGCGUCAGCCACGGCGGCCGUGGGGGAGGAGUGGGAGGGAUCGCAUGGGGCCCGCCCGAGGUCGCGCUCCUGGCGCGCAACUUCUCCGUCGUCGUCGACGCCGCCUCCCGCGGCGCCGUGCUGAGCGGCGCCGCCGACCUCGCCGGCUCUCUGCGCCUGCGCGCCGCGCACAAUACCAAGGAGCAACAAGGAGAAGUGUCAGUUACUGCAAAUUUGGGAGAUUCACCAUGCAAGAUUGAAUUGUCAUCUCUGGUUCCUCCUGAUGGACUGCCAAGAGCAACUUUCUUGUUUCCCAACGGUGAAGUUUCAGUUAAAGAGAAGAAAUUGGAUGAGGAUAACAGAAUUUUGUCAGUAAAUGGCAUAGUGAAGUCACAUAUUCUGAAUGGAGUUUGCACAGCAGUAUACAAUGAUAAUGCAAUGGACUUAAAAUAUCGCUACAAGGAUGAAGAGAUAUCGUUUAUUCCCAGCAUCUCUUUGCCAUCCAAUUCAGUAUCAUUCGCAUUUAAGCGCCAAUUAACUCCUUCAGACAAGUUGAGCUAUUGGUACCAUUUCGACACAAACUACUGGGGUGCUGUCUACAAACACAGGGCUGAUAAGCAUCUCAAGUGGAAAGCUGGUUAUGAGUCAAACAACAGGCUUGGACGGGCAUCUGUUUGGGUUGGAGAUGCAAGCGGUAGCACAAAGGAGGUGCCUUUGAAGGCCAAAGUUCAGUUCACGCUUGAAGUCCCCCAGGACAAUAUACAAAAUGCAGUUGUACUGUUCCAUGUGAAGAAAAGAUGGGAUUUUUAGUUUGUGAAUUCUGUUACUGUUACACCAUGGGCACAUAAGGGUGCGUGCACAGAUAAGGGAGAACCAAUAAGAAGUUGGAAUGAAUAUCAAUAUGUAAUCUGUUCAACAAAAUUCUAACAUGCAAAUGCCAUGAAUAAAUUAUGUCAUGUUCUUUUUCCUGCCA